UUGCUCUACCUGCUGCGCCAGUGGGCACUUCCCAAGCCGUUGCCAGGCAUUCCUUUCAACGAGGCCGCCACAAAGCUCUUGCUGGGAGAUGCGGCCGAGCUGCGCGCGAUCAAGCAGGCUGGUGGUCGUGCGCGGGCGUGGGUCGGGCAGCAGACGGUCAAGCAUAACAGCCCGAUCGCGCAGGUGUUUCUCCAGCCGCUCGGCAAGCCUGCGGUCGUCCUGUCCGACUACCGGGAGGCUCAGGACAUCCUGCUGAGGCGCGGCAAGGAGUUUGAUCGGGGCGGCCGCAACAUUGAGGCGUUCAAGGGCGUGUUGCCAUGGCACCACAUCGCGAUGAAGACCAGCGAUCCGCAGUUCAAAAAGAACCGGGAGCUUGUCAAGGAUCUGAUGACGCAUCAGUUCCUGAACACGGUGUCUGCUCCGGAAAUCUACCGCAACACCGUCAAGUUUGUCGACUUGUGGAAGCUCAAAGCAAAGAUUGCCAACGGGCGGCCGUUCCGGGCUGACGACGACAUCCAUAUCAUGGCAUUUGACAUUAUCAAGGUCGUUGCACUUGGCGAUGGCGACAAUGUGAGCAUGACGGAUGCCUAUGCCCAGCUCAUCAAGGACAGCAACCUCGGCGGCGAGAAGCAGUCUGCAGAGGGCCAGGACGAGCCUUUCGAGUUCCCCGUCAACGAGCCCAACGUCGACCUGUGCGCGCACAUGGUCAUGCAGGAGGCUGUGGGCAAGGCCGUGACCCAGCCGUUCCCCAAGAUCUUCAACUUCCUGCACGGCCGGACGGCCGAGAUGCGCGAGGCACACGCCAACAAGGAGCGGAUGCUCGGGGAGCAGGUCGCCCACGCGCUGAAGCGCAUCGAGGCCGAGGGCAAGGCCAGCACCGCGAGGGGCGAGCACGACGGCGUCCGCUCGGCGCUGGACCACAUGCUGCGCCGGGAGAUGGCGGCGGCGGCAAAGGCCGGGCGCGCGCCCGUCUUCAACUCGCCGUCCAUGUACGACGAGCUGUACGGGUACAUUGGCGCCGGGCACGACACGACGUCGACGACGCUGCAGUGGGGGCUCAAGUUCCUGAGCAAGCACCCAGAGGUGCAGACGAGGCUCCGCGACGCCCUCCACGCGGCCUACCCGGAGGCCCACGCGCAGGGCCGGCUGCCCGACAUUGCGGAGAUGACGGCCAAGAUGGGCAACCACCAGAUCCCGUACCUCGAGGCCGUCAUCGAGGAGACGCUGCGGCUCAACGGGCCCAUCCCGACGCUGCUGCGCGAGGCGACGGUCGACACGGUCGUCCUGGGCAACCCCAUCCCCAAGGGCACCAUGAUCUUCUUCGACCUCGUCGGCCCCAGCAUGCUCAAGCCCAGCAUCCCCGUCCCCGAGAGCCACCGCAGCGACUCGUCCCAGCGCCACGCCGCCGACACCAGGGGCUCCUGGGACGGCGCCGAGCCGCACGCCUUUGUGCCAGAGCGGUGGCUCACUCAACAACAACCGGAACAACAACAAGACACCUUUUCCCCCCAGGCCGGCCCCAUCCUGACCUUCAGCACGGGCGUGAGGGGCUGCUUCGGCCGCCGCCUCGCCUACCUCGAGCUGCGCAUCGUCAUCACCCUGCUGCUCUGGAGCCUCGAGCUGCUGCCCCUGCCAGAGGACAGCCGCGGCCUCAACGACUGGGACGUCAUCGAGAGCAUGACCCUCAAGCCGGCAAAGUGCUUUGUCCGGCUGGCC
This is a messenger RNA of Microdochium trichocladiopsis, 1716 nucleotides long. Its product is annotated as cytochrome P450. Gene Ontology annotation, molecular function: monooxygenase activity; heme binding; oxidoreductase activity, acting on paired donors, with incorporation or reduction of molecular oxygen. The annotation marks the transcript as partial. The record is from RefSeq and is a predicted model, not a curated record. Lineage: Eukaryota; Fungi; Ascomycota; Sordariomycetes; Xylariales; Microdochiaceae. The transcript has 2 exons.